Messenger RNA from Panicum hallii, 832 nucleotides. RefSeq names its product putative F-box/kelch-repeat protein At4g22430. Lineage: Eukaryota; Viridiplantae; Streptophyta; Magnoliopsida; Poales; Poaceae. The transcript is spliced from 2 exons. Gene Ontology annotation, molecular function: protein binding. The coding region runs from base 107 to 778 and encodes 223 amino acids. The record is from RefSeq and is a predicted model, not a curated record.
AAAAAAAACAAAAAUUCCCCAAUUCCUCACCCGAUUUCGCUUCCUCUGUUCUACCUCGGCGCCGCCGCCGCCGCCGCCGAUCCCGGGCAUCUCCGGCGCCUGAUCGAUGUCCACUGCGAUGGACCGCCCCAACAGGAGCGCGAGCGCGGUGGGCGACCUCCCGAAUGGCCCCCUGGUGGAGAUCCUCUCCCGCGUCCCCGCCAAGUCCGUCUGCCGGUUCAAGUGCGUGUCCAAGGCCUGGCUCGGCCUCAUAGACGACCCCCACAACCGGAAGCGGCUCCCCCAAGCCAUGCAACGACUCUUCUGCAGGACGCACGAGAUCCCGGAGGGUGGCAUCGACAUUUUUAAUUUUGAAGAUGGAAAUGUGGGGUCUUUCGGCUUCAGUUUCGUCGACCUGGCAGCGAGAUCCGUGCCUCUGGACAUAGACCCUUGCUUCUCCUUCCUGACGGAGCUGCCUGGGAUCCAGAACCUCGUCUUGCGGAACUCCUGCAACGGGCUUGUCCUAUUCGAGAACCGCCAGAAGCCAUACUCUGGCACAUUGGCUUCCAUAAUGUGCAACCCGACCACAAAGCAAUGGGUAGCUGUGCCCACUUGCGGCUCUCCUGGAAUGUUUAUCUUUACCUACACAUAUCUGGCUUUUGAUGCGGCCGUAUCUUCUCACUUCCACUUGGUCCACUUCAAGGUGGCGUCGGGUGAGAAAUUGAUUUCAGUGAAUGCUUACUCAGCUGAAACUGGGACCUGGAGUCACAACCGAAUUGAUGAAGAAGAAGAGCAAUGAAAAUCGGAAGGAUGGCAUGAUCAUCAGGUCAGACUAUGUCUCGGGGAUGGAGGC